UUUUUUUUUUCUAUUUGUAUACUGUUUCCACAAGCUUUUUUUUCUUGUACAAAUAUAAUAAAGCAAAUAUGGCAGCUGCCGCAAUUUCUUCAGCACCAGCUUCAAAUGCUACAAAUGCUCCCACAAACAACAGUUUCAAUGCCUCAGUAAAAAAUGAUACCAGCCAGCAACUUGCUUCUCAAGACGUUGGUUUGAUAUUUGUCAGAGAAUAUUAUACUUUCUUGAACAAGAAACCCCACCGUCUUCAUGCCUUUUACAACAAAGAUUCUAUGCUUGUUAGAGGUGACGAAGGUAUUAUAAGCAAUACUGCCAAAGGACAGGAGGAGAUACGUAAGAGACUUGAAGAAUGCAAAUUCGAAGAUUGUAAAGUCCUUGUUACGCAAGUUGAUAGCCAGAUUUCUGCCAAUAAUGGCAUUCUUGUUCAAGUCAUUGGCGAAAUGUGUAAUGCCAAUGGCCCUUCAAAGAAGUUCACCCAAACAUUCUUCUUGGCUACUCAACCCAACGGAUACUAUGUUUUGAAUGAUAUUUUCAGAUUUUUGAAGGAUGAAGUAGAAAUUGAUUAUUAUAAUACUGAUAGUGGCAAUACUGCCGCUGCCGCUGCUGCUGCUGCCGUUACUGCUGCUGCCAUUAACAACAGAACUAGCAACGCUUCUUCUGUAACAAAUGGUGCAGUUAAUACUAUUGAUACCAGUACCCCAACUGCUAUUACUGCAGAUAAUAGUCCAGCUACUACAACUACUUCCUCAGUUACAACUCCUACCAUUGCAACAAAUACCACAAAUGCUACCUCCGCCACACCUACCUCUACGACAGCAGCCGCACCCUCAGCUGUUGAAGAAUCCAAAUCCCAGGCUAAGGAUUCACAACAAGCACAAAAACAACAUGAAAAAUUACCUUCUGAACAGAAGCCUGCCAACGAAAAGAGACCUACGGAUAUAAAGCAACAACAAUCAGGACAAGAUGGUCAUAAGAAAGCUGAAUCUAAAAAGAAUGAAGAACCCAUCAAAAAACCUACUACCGCCGCAACCGCUAACACAACAACUACUCCCGAAGUAGAAGCCAAGAAACCAGCUGAAGAGCAAUCUCAUCAAUCCCAACCCACAUCUAAGAAGAACAAGAACAAGAACGAUUCAAAGCAGAAUAAGCAACAACAGCAACAAGUAGAAAAGCAGUUGGAUAAGGAAAAGCAACAAGCAUCUAAGCAAGUUGAAAAGCAAGCAAAAGAACAAGCUAAAGAACAAGAGAAACAGACUGAAAAACAGAUCGCUGAUAAACAAGUUGAAAAGCAGCAACCUGCCGAUAAGCAAACACAAAAGCCCGCCGCCAGCUCAACUGAUAAACAACAACAGAAGCCUGCUGGUGCUACGACUACAUCAGCCACUGAAAAGCCAGCUGAGAAGCCAGCUGAGAAGCCAGACGAGAAACUUGCCGAGAAGCCUACCGAGAAACCCGUCGAGAAACCCAAACCCAAAACUUGGGCCAGUUUGACUGCUGCUGCUGCUGCUGCUGCUGCUGCUGCUGCUGCACCUACAAAUCCAGUCAAUCAACCUGCCCACCACCCAACCACCGCUGAAAAGCCUACAACUACCUCUGCUAGUUCUUCACCCGCCUCAAGUGUCAAUAGCCCUGCUACCCAAACCACAGCUUCCGCAGUAAACGCUACCACCACGACUACUGAUAAACAACAUACUGCUGCUGCUGCUGGCCAUCAGCAACAGAAUAAGAAUCAAGGUCGUAAAGAAAUGACUCAAAUCUUUGUCAAAAUGGUAACUGAAUCAGUUACUGAAGAUUUGCUUAUUGAAGCUUUUAGUAAGAUCGGUCCUGUUAAACAAGUCAGUAUUGCCCGCCACAGAAAUUGCGCUUUCCUCGACUUUACAUCGCCGGACACGGUUCCCAAAGCAUUAGCUCAACACAAGGUCAUGCUAAGUAACAAUCAAAUGGUUCUGGCUGAAGAACGUCGUUGGAACAAUCAAAACAAUAAUAGCCAGCAAAACCGAUAUAACAAUCAGCAAAGACAGCAGAAUCAAGGUUAUAAUAGAAACAAUAAUAACCGCAACAAUAGACAACAGGGUCAACAGCAACAAGGCCAACAACAAAACCGACAGAAUCAAGGCGGCAAACAAAGAAAAUAAAGUCUAAGUUUUAAGAAUGAAAUAACGAAUUGCAAUA
Mycotypha africana is the source of this 2169-nucleotide messenger RNA. RefSeq lists its product as uncharacterized. The coding region runs from base 69 to 2132 and encodes 687 amino acids. NCBI's taxonomy places the organism in Eukaryota, Fungi, Mucoromycota, Mucoromycetes, Mucorales, Mycotyphaceae. The transcript is spliced from 3 exons. The record is from RefSeq and is a predicted model, not a curated record. Gene Ontology annotation, cellular component: ribonucleoprotein complex; cytosol. Gene Ontology annotation, molecular function: mRNA binding.